Messenger RNA from Tupaia belangeri chinensis (Chinese tree shrew), 423 nucleotides. RefSeq names its product keratin-associated protein 4-2-like. Gene Ontology annotation, cellular component: keratin filament. NCBI's taxonomy places the organism in Eukaryota, Metazoa, Chordata, Mammalia, Scandentia, Tupaiidae. The record is from RefSeq and is a predicted model, not a curated record. The transcript has 2 exons. The coding region runs from base 1 to 423 and encodes 140 amino acids.
AUGGUCAACUCUUGUGGCUCUGUCUGUUCUGACCAGGGCUGUGGUCAAGGCUUCUGUCAGGAGACUUUUUGUCAUCCCAGUUGCUGCCAGACCACCUGCUGCAGGACCACCUGCUGCCACCCCAGCUCCUGCCAGACUAGCUGGUGUCGCCCCAGUUGCUGUAUGUCCCGUUGCUGCUGCCCCAGCUGCUGUAGCCCCACCUGCUGCCAGACCACCUGCUGCAGGACCACCUGCUGCCGUCCCUGCUGCCGUCCCUGCUGCUGUGGUUCCAGCUGCUGCAGGCCUAGCUGCUGUGGUUCCUGCUGCUGUCGCCCCACCUGCUGCUGUCGCCCCACCUGCUGCUGUCGUCCCACCUGCUGCCAGACUACCUGUUGCAGGACCACGUGCUGCCGCCCCACCUGCUCUAGUUGUUCUUGCUGCUGA